This is a messenger RNA of Solea senegalensis (Senegalese sole), 2203 nucleotides long. Its product is annotated as coiled-coil domain-containing protein 138-like. Lineage: Eukaryota; Metazoa; Chordata; Actinopteri; Pleuronectiformes; Soleidae. The coding region runs from base 58 to 1950 and encodes 630 amino acids. The record is from RefSeq and is a predicted model, not a curated record. The transcript is spliced from 15 exons.
GGUAGCUACAGUUACUGUACAUUUAAUCAAGCCUGAUAUUUGACAGCUGCGUUUACUAUGAAUGUUCAGUUUAACGACAGCGAGGUCGACGUGACUGAUGCAGUGGUCAGGCUUGAGCAGAAAUAUUUGGAGAGGAGGAAACAGAUACCAUCUUCUUCAGAAGACAGUCCCUCAGGAAUGGAUGGCGGUAGGUUUACCACACGUGAACCCUCACAUGCAGCAUUACAAAGGCUGAUUUUGGCCCACACAUCAAGGCGACCAAGGAGAGAACUGAAAUGCUUCAGCAAAGCUUUAAAUGAGCUCUUCAUAGCAGUUACUGCCCACCCCAAACAGUUUAGUAUUGAUCAUGUUCUGCAUGGCAGUAAGGACGACCUGAGAAGAGACUUUGCAGUUGCUCCACUUCAGGACUCUCAGGUGCCGUGCACAGAAACGGAUGUGACUCUGCCCUCCUGUCUGGAUAAUAAUAGCCCUGGAUCCCAUGGUACUGAACCAGACAGAGAGACACAGAAAACUCACCAAUUCCUUGACUCAUGCUGCUCUUCGUCCUCAGUAUUUGUCAAGAUUUACCAGGAAAUGAUGACCAUAUAUGAACAGCUAAAAACAGAACGACAAAGCCAGCAACAGUGGGAGAGGGAGCUGCAUGAACGAGAAAGGAGGCUGAAACAACAGGAGGAAGCUUUUAGGAGGCUGUCUGGGCUGGAAGAGAUUCUCCAUAUUCGCAUACUGGCUAUAGAGGAAAAACACCACCAUGAGCUUUGUCAGCUGCAGGAUCUUCUUCGACAGAAGAGCAAAGAGAACAGGAGGCUUAAAUCCAGCUUUGACACCAUUAAGAAUUUGAAUGAAAACAUGAAGAAACAGUUGACUGAGAUCAGUGAACAGAAUAAGAAGUUGGAGAGCCAGUCCAAGAGGGUACAGCCUCGACUUGAGAACCUGCACAGGAAAUAUGAACCCAGCACAGCACCAAGAGCCUGUCAGAGAGAUGUUGGGAAUAUUAAACCGUCAAAAAAGGAAAGUAGUGCUGCAUCUGGAAAACCCUUCUGCAAGAGCAGCUCCAGUCCCACCUCAUUAAAGCUCCUGGCCCUUUUACUGGACUGGGUACUUGAUGGACAGACAUUCCCAUCAGUUGAAGGAAAUGAGAAGAGAGGUGUAGGCCAGUGUCUGCCGCUGGAGGUUGUGCUCAACGACAGAUGCCUCAAGGUGCUGCCGUUAUUAGCAGAUGAGCUUCAUCACACUCAUGAGUCAGAACCAGAUCUCCUCCUGAGCCUUCUCCGCCUUAUCCAUUGGGCUUUGAGACACAUGGACCAUGGCCAAAAUGUGGCUCUUUCUGCCACACUGCAGUGGAUCGGAGAAGAAGUGUCAAAACCAGCAGGCCAGUCAACAUCACUACACUGUGAAGAUUUAUACCACAGUGAAACAGCUGGACCCCUCAAGAACCGGCCUCUUUACCGCAGCCCCUGUCCUCACACCUGCAUUCUUUCCAUCCUCAUUAUCCUCCGCACUGUCACGCAAGCUGACGUGCUGGCCAAGGCUCUGGACAGCCUCCAUACUGAGCUGAUGUCUGAGGAGAGCAGAGGCCUGUUUAUCUAUUAUGAAGGAGUGUGUGUGCUGCUGAUGGUGUUACAGGCUGGCCGUGCAGGUUUACACACACCCACAGACAUCCUGAUGCAGCUAACUGAACAGUCCCGCUACCUAAAUCCCUUCCUGGAGGCAUGUAGCAGUGAGGAGUUUUUCCAAACAGCCACCCAGCUCAUAAACCAUCCUCGCUUGGAUCUUCCAUCUCUGGAAAAGCUCACUAUCCUUUUGCAGAAGCUCUCCAGGAACAGGAAGAACCGUCGUCUGUUUGAGGUGUCCUCUCUCCGCCUGCAGACACAAGAGCUUUAUCACAAAACCAGUCACAAACAUACUUUCCUCUGCCUCAACCUCUGCUCCAUUCUCCACAACCUGAAAUAAAAUGCAUGCAGACACACACAUGCAGAACCGUUCUGUUCCUCCCGCUCGAUUCUUCAGGGUCUUUUUAAAAAGGUCAGAUUUCUUCAGUCUUAUAUAUUCUGGAGUCUGCCAUUUCUGCUCUAACUGUAAUUAUUGUAUUUUCCCACCGUGUAGUGCUUCAGUUCUCCAUCCUGUUCUACCUCAAGCAACACAUGCAGACCCACUUUUCUUUAUUUGUGUUAUAAUGUGUUUUUGAAGUUCUUUUUUAUGUCAG